ACUUUUUAGAGAUAGAUCCUUGUGGGUUGUCUUCCAAUUGAAAAUUCCCACGCCUGUUAAACGCUUCACGCGCGGGUACAGUAUACCCGCCAUCAUCCGUAGUACUACUGUACAUGGCUUACUAUGCUGAAAAUGACACUGAAGGUCGUCACUCAUACAUACCGGUGGAAUCAAGCUUCAGGGAGGGCGGUCAUGGCGAAUCCAACAUUCAUAUUGCGUCGCUUGCAGAGAAACAGCGAAUAUGGUGGAGAACUGCCAUCAUCAAUGCAUGCUUCCUAGCUUCAUGGUAUAUAUUCGCAACCAUACUGUCUCUGUACAACAAGUGGAUGUUUUCGCCAGACCAUUUCGCAUUUCCGUAUCCGCUCUUCGUGACUACCUUGCACAUGUCUGUUCAGUUUGUCUUGGCUGCUACUCUUCGCGUCUGGUUCCCGCAUCAUUUCCGUCCAGAGAGAAGUCCUUCGGUAAAAGAUUAUGGCAAGAAAGCAGUUCCUACUGCCGUUGCUACCGGUCUCGAUAUUGGUCUGUCAAAUGUGUCACUCAAGACCAUUGCUCUAUCAUUUUAUACAAUGUGCAAGUCAUCUUCUCUCAUCUUCGUAUUAUUCUUUGCAUUUUUCUUCCGUUUGGAAGUGUUUUCGCUACGACUCGUCGUCGUCAUCCUUCUCAUUUUUGGCGGGGUGAUCCUUAUGGUUGCUUCUGAAACGGCCUUCGUUCUUCCCGGAUUUUUACUUGUGAUGACCGCCAGUGCAUGUGGAGGUCUCCGCUGGAGCCUCACGCAACUGCUCAUGAAGAACAAGAAUAUGGGUCUAGAUAAUCCUGCGGCUACCAUAUUCUGGUUGUCUCCUGCAAUAGGCGCCACAACAGCCCUCAUUAGCAUCAUCUGGGAGGGAUGGUUUAACAUAUAUGCAUCGCCAUUCUUUCGGGACAUGGCCUCGAGCCUUCGUACGGGCCUAUUCUUGGUCGCCCCCGGUAUCGUGGCGUUUUGUAUGGUCAUGAGUGAAUAUUACAUUAUCCAACGUGCCGGUGUCUUGCCAAUGUCAAUAGCCGGGAUAGCCAAAGAAGUCUCGACCAUUACGAUCGCGGCUUGGGUUUAUGAAGAAGAGCUUACGCCACUCAAUAUAGUUGGCGUAGGUAUCACAGUCUGCGGGAUUGGCCUUUUUACGUUCCACAAGUACCGCAAUUCCAUCGAUGGUAGACUAUCAGUGGACGCGGAGGGAAACAUGAUAACAAUAGAUGACGAAAAUAUGGGUGACUCGUCAGAUUCUGUCCAUGGGGUCGAUUUCGAGCUUAGUGCUGCUAACCUCGGGCAUCGAGAAGAUGAUCAUUUUGCGCAUCAGGGGUCUGAUGAUAGCGACGCGCAUCAACGCCUGCUUUUUUCUACCGAUCAUGACGAUAAUCAUCAUGAAGGCGAGGAAGAUGCCGAACAAGUAUUCUGAGAGUGUUCAGUUGUCUGAGUUGCUGAAAGAGGCAUAGAGCUAGGGUCGCACUUCUAAUUACAUAUGCAGACUAGUUACUUUUUUUUUCCAGAAGAUAAUACCCUAAAGCGGCCCACCUCCUCCAGCCCAUUUGCACCUUGUUGAAAAUGGUCCCUAGAGGACUAGAGUGCCACUAAUCAUAACGAACCAUUGC
Suillus subalutaceus is the source of this 1626-nucleotide messenger RNA. RefSeq names its product triose-phosphate transporter family-domain-containing protein. NCBI's taxonomy places the organism in Eukaryota, Fungi, Basidiomycota, Agaricomycetes, Boletales, Suillaceae. Gene Ontology annotation, cellular component: endoplasmic reticulum-Golgi intermediate compartment; cis-Golgi network; Golgi apparatus. Gene Ontology annotation, molecular function: antiporter activity. The transcript has 7 exons. The coding region runs from base 114 to 1433 and encodes 439 amino acids. Gene Ontology annotation, biological process: UDP-glucose transmembrane transport. The record is from RefSeq and is a predicted model, not a curated record.